Salvia hispanica is the source of this 778-nucleotide messenger RNA. The record is from RefSeq and is a predicted model, not a curated record. NCBI's taxonomy places the organism in Eukaryota, Viridiplantae, Streptophyta, Magnoliopsida, Lamiales, Lamiaceae.
UCCAAUUAGGGUUUACUCAACUAGACUCCAAUACACUCUAGAGAGAGAAGAUGGAGAAUCCAAAAUUAGGCCAUCUCUUGAUAAUUUCCUUCAUGUUGAUGAUCACCGUUGCGGCCGCGGCCCCAACGUGGUCCCACUCGAUCUGCCGUGGAAAGAAGCAAAUAACAACGUUUCAUUUCUACGUGCACGACGUACGAGGGGGCCCAAACGCCACCUUGUACCCGGUCGCCAGUGCUCCCAUCACGGCAGAUUCUCCGACGAGAUUCGGCCAAAUCAAUGUGUUCGACGACCUUGUCACAGCCGAGCCGGACAUCAGCUCCCCGGAGGUCGCGAGAGUGCAAGGAACCACCACCUCCGCGGACCUCCGGGUGCGGGCGGUGUCCAUGAACAUGAACUUUUUCAUAACGGCAGGUGAGUUCAAAGGAAGCACCAUCAGCGUCGUUGGCCGGAACGCAGUGUCCGAUGCCGAACGGGAGCUGCCGGUGGUUGGCGGAACAAAGGCUUUCCGGAACGCUCGUGGAUAUGCAAUUACCAAGUCUUACUCAAAUGAUGUUGCAACAAAUUAUAGUGUCAUUGAAUACACUAUUUAUGUGACUUCUACUAAACUCUGAUUCUUUUAACUUGGUGCAUGUAUGUCAUUUUAUUUUGUUAUCUUAUUUGUGAUUUAUAUAAUUGAUUGUAUGAUUUUUGUUUUUAAAUUUGUUGAAGGAAUUGUUCAUAUAGAGGCUCGUAGUCAACGUCUUUAUUCCCAAGUUGUGACAUUUGUGCUUUUGCAGAA